This is a messenger RNA of Anopheles coluzzii, 876 nucleotides long. RefSeq lists its product as uncharacterized. The transcript is spliced from 2 exons. Gene Ontology annotation, biological process: mitochondrial respiratory chain complex I assembly. The coding region runs from base 99 to 764 and encodes 221 amino acids. Lineage: Eukaryota; Metazoa; Arthropoda; Insecta; Diptera; Culicidae. The record is from RefSeq and is a predicted model, not a curated record. Gene Ontology annotation, cellular component: mitochondrion.
UUGAACGUCAAACACAACCACAACAAUCGGCAAUGUGCAUUCGCUCGUAAACACCGACGGUGGCUCAGAAUCACGACAGAAUCAGCAGGCAGUUUGCGAUGGCCCUUCUGCACAAAAAAGCGUCCGAAAUCCCGAAGGAUGCCGUGCGUUUGAGCGAGGAGGAGGCAGUACAGUACUUCCUGAAGCUGGUGCAGAACUGGGAAAACCGGUCAGAAGUGUGGCCCAUCAUCUACACGCCCGGUGUGCUGGGCGCCGGUACGGUGUUUACCGGAUUCUACAUCAACAACUACUACCGGCGAGUGCUCAAGCUUGGCAGCUAUGGGCGGCUUUCAAGCUACCUGCCAGCGGUUGCGCUUCCUGCGAUUAUGGCCACCUUCUUCCACACAACGUUCGUGCUGCCGGAUAUAGUGCUCAACAAGGAGCCGUGCCCCGUUUGCCUGCAGACUCGAGCGGCCCUGCUGCAAACUGGCUUUGGGGUAGCAUACCCCAUGCUGCUGGUUCCGCUGUCGUCUUUCAUGUUUGCAACGCGGCAUUUUACCUACCGGCUACCAUCAAUCGUCGAGAAGCCGAAGGAGGUGCUGAAGCUGUACAGGAAACUGUCCGGACCGAUCAUGCUUCCCAUCACGCUGAUGCUCGCCUUCAGCACUGCACUGGCCAUCUUUCUUACCGGUAAAGAGUAUGAAACGGUGUACAAAGUAAACAUUCGCCUACUGCAGCUGGAACGGCAGCUGGAAGACGACGGUGUGGUUCCUAUUCAGUCGUAAAAAAAGAAAGUCAGCUGAUUUUAUGCUAGUGCCAGGGGGAAGAAAUACACUUUAGUUGUUUGUAGGUUCGUAGAAUGUAAUUUAAAUAAAACAAAUUGAUUCAGGAUAAUUA